AUGGCUUCAGCAUACAGUUCGGAUCAACUGAGUCAUUUCUUGGACUACAUUGAAGUACCAGAAAGAUAUCGCCAUGUCACGCCCUCACCACAGUUGUUGAAUGUGCUUCAUGUACACACCAUCUCGAAGUUACCCUACGAAAAUCUGUCCCUGCACUACAAUCCGUCUCACGAGAUCGACCUUGAGCCUCAGAGCCUCUUCCGCAAAAUGGUAACCAACAAUCGUGGAAGAGGAGGAUUUUGCAUGGAAAUCGCAAUACUGUACAAUCACAUACUCCGUGCUAUGGGAUUUGAGGCGUACACCGCUGGUGUGAGGACACGGCGCAGAAUUGAAGGAGUACCUCGUGGAGACUUUCCGGGGUGGGGACAUAUCGUCAACAUUGUUACAUUCAGCGAUGGCUCAAAAUAUCAUGCUGACGUUGCGUUUGGUGGGGACGGUGCUACGAUGCCAAUGCCGCUAGUGGAGGGGCUGGUCCACGAAAACCUUGGAACGCAGCAAAUCCGUCUCGUGCGGGAAUGGCUGCCCUCUCAAGUCCUUCGCGUAGAAUCCAGCAAGCUCUGGAUCUACCAGUAUCGUAACCGUGAAGCUGCUGACUGGAAUUCGUUCUAUGCCUUUCCCGAAAUCGAAUUCUUGGAGCCGGACUGGGGUGUCGUUAACCAUUGGAUGAGCACACACCGGGACAGCAACCAGGUAAAAAACCUUCUCGUUGUAAAGUUUUUGCGACAAAAGAAGGUGGAGGCAGACACAGAUGAACAAACCAUAUGUGGAAAGAAAAUGAUGGUCAAUAACGUUGUGAAGCAGAACUUGGGUGGGAAAACGGAGAUUGUACAAAUAUGUGCAACCGAGGAAAGCCGGAUCUCAGCCCUUGAGGGGUUUUUUGACAUCAAGUUAAUGGAGAGUGAGAAAGCUGGUAUUCAAGGCUCCGCCUUGCGACUUUCGGUUUGA
This is a messenger RNA of Colletotrichum truncatum, 945 nucleotides long. RefSeq names its product arylamine n-acetyltransferase 1. The record is from RefSeq and is a predicted model, not a curated record. NCBI's taxonomy places the organism in Eukaryota, Fungi, Ascomycota, Sordariomycetes, Glomerellales, Glomerellaceae. Gene Ontology annotation, molecular function: acetyltransferase activity.